AUGUCUCAAGAUUCAUCACUAACAGACACAACUUUACUUAACGAAGAGAAACAUACCCUAGAAUCCUCUGAACUACCACCACUAUCAUCACCGAUACGUGAUAAUUUAAAAUCAUUAGCAGCAGGAGGUGUAGGUGGUGUUUGUGCAGUAGUAACAGGUCAUCCAUUCGAUCUAAUAAAAGUAAGAUGUCAAAGCAAUCAAGCUAAAGGUACCACUGAUGCAAUUACUAAGAUCCUAAAGGAAGCUCGUUUAGCUACCAAAGGAUCAUUCUUUACUAAUUCCAUUAGAGGAUUUUAUAAAGGUGUCAUACCCCCAUUACUUGGUGUUACGCCAAUUUUCGCUAUAUCCUUUUGGGGGUACGAUAUCGGGAAGAAAAUAGUUACUUAUAACAAGAAUGCUAAUAGCAAUAAUGCUAUUUCGAAUGAAUUAUCCAUUGGUCAAAUGGCUACAGCAGGUUUCAUUAGUGCUAUUCCAACUACACUAGUUACUGCCCCUACUGAAAGAAUCAAAGUGGUUUUACAAACUACAAAGAAUGGUUCAUUCUUUGGUGCAGCAAAGGAUAUCAUUAAGAAUGGUGGUGGUAUAAGAUCUUUGUUUAAGGGAUCUUUAGCUACUUUGGCUAGGGAUGGCCCAGGGAGUGCCUUGUAUUUUGCAUCUUAUGAAAUCUCGAAGAAAUAUUUAAAUAAACAAAGCGGUAAUGAUGAGAAGAUUAGUAUUAAGAAUGUUUGUUUAGCAGGUGGUAUCGCAGGGAUGUCCAUGUGGUUGGCAGUUUUCCCAAUCGAUACUAUUAAGACUAAAUUACAAGCAUCAUCAGGUACUGGAUCUCAAUCGAUGUUGAGUGCGACGAAGGAAAUUUAUUUGAAAAGAGGUGGGAUUAAAGGAUUUUUCCCUGGGUUAGGACCUGCUUUGUUAAGAUCCUUCCCAGCUAAUGCUGCUACUUUCUUAGGUGUAGAAUUGACUCAUUCAUUCUUUAAAAAAUACAAUAUUUGA
This is a messenger RNA of Naumovozyma dairenensis CBS 421, 990 nucleotides long. It is a transcript of the gene CRC1, whose product is annotated as carnitine:acyl carnitine antiporter. Gene Ontology annotation, cellular component: mitochondrial envelope. Gene Ontology annotation, biological process: mitochondrial transport; carnitine transmembrane transport. Gene Ontology annotation, molecular function: O-acyl-L-carnitine transmembrane transporter activity. The transcript has a single exon. NCBI's taxonomy places the organism in Eukaryota, Fungi, Ascomycota, Saccharomycetes, Saccharomycetales, Saccharomycetaceae. Bases 1 to 990 code for a protein of 329 amino acids. The record is from RefSeq and is a predicted model, not a curated record.